AUGGCUGUAUCUGCAAAACUGUACCUAACCGUGUUUGCCAUCCUCUUCGUCGCCGGAGCAACCGCGCCGUACGGUGCGGAGGUGAAGGUCAUGUGCCAAACUGUGAACUCCGACCUGAGCCCAUGUGUUCUCUAUUUGAUCACUGACAACGUCGACAAAGGGCCGUCGUCCGUUUGCUGCAACGGCCUGAAAUUGCUGCUCAGCGCGGCCUCGACCCAGCUAGAUCGCCAGAUCCUGUGCCGCCUCGACCCAGCUAGAUCGCCAGAUCCUGUGCGUCUGUUUGACGUCCCUUACCUCCUCCGUCAACGACGAGCAACUCGCCCGCGUCGCUAG
Messenger RNA from Ipomoea nil (Japanese morning glory), 333 nucleotides. Its product is annotated as non-specific lipid-transfer protein 2-like. NCBI's taxonomy places the organism in Eukaryota, Viridiplantae, Streptophyta, Magnoliopsida, Solanales, Convolvulaceae. Gene Ontology annotation, cellular component: membrane. Gene Ontology annotation, molecular function: lipid binding. The transcript has a single exon. The coding region runs from base 1 to 333 and encodes 110 amino acids. Gene Ontology annotation, biological process: lipid transport. The record is from RefSeq and is a predicted model, not a curated record.